Messenger RNA from Zingiber officinale, 2916 nucleotides. RefSeq lists its product as uncharacterized. The transcript has 5 exons. Bases 1 to 2916 code for a protein of 971 amino acids. NCBI's taxonomy places the organism in Eukaryota, Viridiplantae, Streptophyta, Magnoliopsida, Zingiberales, Zingiberaceae. The record is from RefSeq and is a predicted model, not a curated record.
AUGGAUAAAACCUGGAUAUACUUGGAUAGAAGGUCCAAAGAGUAUGAGGAGGGUGUGGAACAAUUCAUUAGAAAUUGUUUGCAGAAUCCCAAUAUUGACCCCAAUGAUAUUCAUUGUCCUUGUUGCAAAUGUAUCAAUCUUAAGAAAGGACCGGUUAAGUCCAUUUUAGAGCAUCUUUAUUUCCAUGGUUUUAGUCAAAAUUAUAUGAAUUGGAUUUGGCAUGGUGAACCUGCCAAAGAUGAUAAAGCAAAAGGGAGUGUCAACCAAGAGCCAAUUAACAAUUAUUAUGAUAACUUUGAAACCGCUCAUAUGUGUGAGGCAGCGUUUGAUAACUAUACAGAAAAUCCUGAAGAAUUUAUGAAAUUUUUAGAGGAAUCAGAGAAGCCAUUGUAUAAGGGAUGUCAACGUUACACAAAAUUGAGUGCACUUGUGAAACUGUACAAUACCAAAGCAAAGCAUGGAAUGAGUGAUGCUCUAUUUUCAGAUCUGCUAUUAGAUUUUGGGGAUAUGCUGCCAAUUAAUCACAAUCUAUCAUCUUCAAUGUAUGAGGUAAAAAAAACAUUGAGUUGUUUGGCGUUGACUCAUGAAAAGAUUCAUGCUUGUUCCAAUGAUUGUAUUCUUUAUAGGAAGCAAUAUAAAAACUGUGAAAGCUGCCCUAAAUGUGGUUUGUCACGAUGGAAGCUAACGAAAAACAAGGUUGAGAAGAAAGGUGUUCCUGCUAAGGUGGUUUGGUAUUUCCCUCCCAUUCCAAGAUUUAAGCGCAUGUUUAAAUCUUUAGAGACCUCAAGAAAUUUAACAUGGCAUGCAGAUUCUACAAGAGUUGUUGGUCAGUUACGUCAUCCAGUUGAUUCACCAUCAUGGAAGUUGGUGGAUCAUAUGUGGCCCGACUUUGAAAGUGAGCCAAGAAAUCUUCGCCUAGCACUUGCAGCUGAUGGCAUUAAUCCUCAUAGCAACCUUAGUAGUCGGUACAGCUGUUGGCCAAUCAUGUUGGUCAACUAUAAUUUACCUCCAAAUAUGUGUAUGAAAAGGAAAUACAUCAUGCUAACUAUGCUCAUUUCAGGGCCUAAGCAGCCUGGAAACGAUAUUGAUGUCUAUCUGGAGGUGUUAGUUGAAGAUUUGCAACAAUUGUGGGAAGGAGUUGAUGGAAUCUACGAUGCUUAUCGAAGGCAGUUCUUCACUCUUAAAGCAGUCUUAUUAUGGACUAUCAAUGACUUUCCUGCCUAUGGUAACCUUAGUGGAUGUACUACACAUGGUUAUUAUGCAUGUCCAAUAUGCGGAGAAGAUACUUAUGCAAGUCACUUGGAAAAUGGGAAGAAAAUGUCAUUUGCUGGCCAUAGACGAUUCCUAUCACGGUUUCAUCCCUAUCGUAGGCAAAUGAAGGAGUUUAAUGGCAUGGAGGAACUUGGAGAAGCAGCUAAACCAUUAUCUGGGAUUAAGUUGUUUGACAAACUUUCUAACAUAAGGUGUGAGUUUGGAAAGAGGAUAAGUGAAAAAACCAAGGAUAAUGUGGCAGCUAGGUUGGACAUGGUUGAGAUGGGAAUUAGGCCUGAAUUAACACCUAUAUUUGGGGAGAAGAGAACAUAUCUUCCUCUUGCUGCGUGCUCAUUCACAAAAAAAGAAAAGUUACAGCAUUUCUUACCAAUAGUUAUACGUGAUGCGCUGCCAAAACAUGUUAGAUAUGCUAUCAUAAGAUUAUGCUUCUUCUUCAAAGAUAUUUGUUGCAAAGUUAUAGACGUAGCCAAGUUAGAUAAGCUGCAAUCUGACUUGGUUGUUACACUCUGCUUAUUGGAGCAAUAUUUUCCCCCAUCUUUCUUCGAUAUCAUGCUUCACUUAACUGUCCAUCUCAUUCGAGAAGUCCGAUUAUGUGGGCCAGUUUACUUCAGAUGGAUGUAUCCAUUUGAAAGAUACAUGAAGGUGCUUAAGAGUUAUGUAGGCAGUCGAAAACAUCCUGAAGGUUGCAUUGUUCAAAGAUAUUUAGCAGAAGAAGCAAUUGAGUUUUGUUCAGAAUACCUCAAUGACGUUGAUCCUAUUGGAGUUCCUCAAUCAAUUCGAGACCCAAAAGCAAAUGUUUCUGGCUUGCAAGCAUGCAACACACCAAUUAUAGUGCAACAAGUUGAUCUGCAACAAGCACAUUUGACUGUGCUAGAAAAUAUGGAGGAAGUAUCUCCCUAUAUAAUUGAGCAUAAAACCUUUUUGAAAUCAAUGUUUCCCAAAAAAGAGAAUGAUGAAAGGUGGAUACAAGAUGCUCACAACAAGAGGUUUAUUGAUUGGUUUCGUACAAAGGUGGCUGCUGAAAUUGACAGUUGCAAUGGUGGAACAACAUCGACAUUAACAUGGUUGGCCCAUGGACCUCGUGCACAAAUUAUUAAGUACAAUAGUUAUGUGAUAAAUGGCAAUUUAUACCAAACAAAGGCGCGGGAUGAUGACAGAGUUUGCCAAAACAGUGGGGUUUCUUUAGUUGCCAACACCAUGCUUGUAUGCAGUGCUAAAGAUAAGAAUCCCUUGCUAGCUGAUGUGUCUUUCUAUGGAGUGAUUGAAGAAAUAUGGGAAUUAGACUAUCAUCAAUUUCACGUUCCUCUUUUCAAAUGUGCUUGGGUUGCAAAUGACAAAGGAAUAAUCAACAACGAUGAAUGUGGCUUCACCUUAGUCAACUUGAACAAACGAGGACACAAGAAUGACGAAUUUGUGCUUGCAAGUCAAGUCAACCAAGUCUUUUAUAUUGAUGAUCCAUUACAAAAGGGGUGGUCAAUUGUGCUCCCAGUUCCAAAUAGAUGUUAUGAGGGAGAUGAUGAUGAAUGGAGCAGUAUUCCUGAUUCUAGACCAAUUGAUGAUAUUGAUACUCAUUGCAAUCCUACUCAAGAAAGAUAUUUUAGAUCGGAAAUUGAGGGUGUUUGGGUCACAAAAAAGAAAAAAUAA